AUGACUUGCCUUGGGAGGUUCGUGUAUUGGUGCCAGCAGAGCAAUGUCGGCUUCGGCUCCAACAAUAACGCGGCUCCCGCGAACUCUCCGAAGGACAUCCUCGUUGCCGAGUGCCCCGACUGCAAUGGCGCCGCCAACACGGACAUUUGCCCAACACGGACAUUUGCCCAACCCUUGACACUUGCCGCUCCAGAGGCGCGGCGGAGCCGACCUCGGAGCUCUGCAAGACGUCCGUUGCGGUGUCAGUGCCGCUCGGAUUGGUGUCCGCUCUCGUCGCUAUGGGUGCGGUCGUCGGUAUCUCCCGCAGCCGCGCGUCCGAUCAGCCAGUGCUCGUGGAGGACGAGCAAGAUUUGCUGCGCAACUGAACGAGUACGCCUGUGGUGGCAGCAGCUCAGGACCAGAGGACAGAGCUCGCCGAGUCCUGCAUGCUUUUCUGAGAUGCCUCCCCGCCUGACAUUCGUAAUCGCUCUGCGCCAGCUCAGCGAUCAAAGUUGCGUACCUCUCUCUCACGCCGGCGGAUUUUUUCUGUCGGCCAAUUUCAAUAUUCUGAUGGUCCUCCCCCUCUUCCUCCUCGUCCUCUUCUCCUGCUGCCUCCCCAUCCUCGUCCUCACUCCUGGCCCCACUGCCUCUCAGUCCUCCUCCCGUCGGCUGCGCUUCUGCGCGACAGGUCCCCGCGGCGCCCCCGCGUGCGAGACCGUGCGCCGGUGCGGUUGGGUGGACGCUCGGCGGCGCCAGAGCAGGCGCUGCUGA
Messenger RNA from Prorocentrum cordatum, 750 nucleotides. NCBI's taxonomy places the organism in Eukaryota, Dinophyceae, Prorocentrales, Prorocentraceae. The record is from the annotation of a GenBank genome assembly.